Molecule: messenger RNA, 1829 nt
Organism: Dinoponera quadriceps
Lineage: Eukaryota; Metazoa; Arthropoda; Insecta; Hymenoptera; Formicidae
Product: venom acid phosphatase Acph-1-like
Exons: 7
Coding region: 44-1276 (410 amino acids)
Biological process (GO): dephosphorylation
Molecular function (GO): phosphatase activity
Source: RefSeq, a predicted model, not a curated record
AGUGCUCGAUUGGUUUGAAAGUGUCUCUAAGAACAUCGCGAAAAUGUUUCUGGUGCAGUCGGCGAUUUUCAGCGCACUUCUUGUCGGCCUCGCUACGUCCGCUAAUUCCGAUACGGAAUUGCAGCUGCUCCAUGUGGUAUUUCGCCACGGGGACAAAGUGCCUCAUCGUGAGUUCCAAAACUACCCCAACGACCCAUAUCGCGACCAUUCUUACUAUCCAAUGGGAAGCGGCGACUUGACCAACCAAGGCAAGAUGCGGGAAUACAAGAUCGGGACGAUGCUGCGCGAGAGGUAUGAUCAAUUUAUCGGUCCGGAUUAUUGGCCGGCCAAGAUCUACGCCCGAUCCACGGAGGUCCCGCGGACCCAGCUGUCUCUCCAGUUAGUCCUGGCAGGAUUAUUCCCGCCCUCCGAGAAGCAAACCUGGAAUCCGCACUUGCCCUGGAUUCCAGCUUGGUCGUUCUUCUUGCGGUAUGAGGUUGACAACCUCUUGUUUCCGCAUUACUGUUAUCGAUACAAAGAAGAAUACAGACGAUUCCUUCAGCUAGACAGCACGAAGCAAAUGAUUAAUAAAUACAAGAGCGUGAUGGAUUAUUUGACGGACCACUCCGGCAAAUUGAUUGACAAUACGGGGGCGGUCGCCCACAUAUAUAAUCUAUUGAAGGAAGAGGCGGCGCAAAACCUAACGCUGCCAAGAUGGACGGAGAACGUUUUCCCGAAUCCAAUGCAAGAUAUAAUAGAAUUGGACUUCAAACUUCGAUCGUAUACGAAGACUCUGAGGAGAUUAAAUGGAGGUAUAUUGCUUCGCAAGAUGGUGGACGAUAUUCAGGAACACCGAGCGGGAAAAUUGUCAAGCGACAGGAAAGCUUCCCUAUUUGGCAGUCACGAAGUCAACAUAGCUGCAGUUGCCUACGCUCUAGGAACGAACGAACCAACGGUACCCGCUUAUGGCUCUGCAAUCAUUUUGGAAACUCAUCGCGAUAAGAAAGGAUCCUAUUAUGUUCGGGUCAUACUAUGGACUGGCGUUACCGAGCAACUGAUCGUCCAAACAAUCCCCGGCUGCGCGGAAUUAUGUCCUUUUGAAAAGUUUCUUGGCAUUGUGAAGGACGUUCUGCCGAACGACGAUGAGUAUUACUGUCAUAAGAAUAAAACAACGGACGACUUGAAGCCGAAUGCGCAUCAUCGGUCAUCGGCGGCGAGCAUCGCCGACGACAGGAUUUGGCGGCAUAUCUUCCUCGUGGUUUUACUCGCGUUCACAUCGAAAUUCGUGCAGAAGUGAUUUCCAGUCGCGAGAAACGCGGUAUAUAUUCUAGAUAUUUAUUUAUUUCGGUACUUCCGCGCGACUAAGCAAAGCAAAGGAACAGUGAUGUAAUCCUUAACCGGGGGAAUAGUUGUGAAAAUAAUCAGCGGCUCGCCGAUAGCCGUAUCGGAAAUACCUUACCGAACUAUGAGAGUACCCCGGGUAAAGCCCAGAGAGGUUGCGGCUAUACAUUUCACUGCGUACGUUGCGGUUAUCGCGUUGAUGUAUUUUACCGCAUACAUUGUUAUAUGUCGCGUUGUACACAAAUUCUGUACAUAUGUAAAUAGAUGUAGGUACACCGAUCUUAUUUGAUAAUAGCCAAUAUCACAGCAUGUUCAAAGUAAAUCCCUCACUCGUGAUAUCAAAAGCGCUGGAGCCGGGAAGCCCACGUUGCACUCGAUCAAUCGUUCGUAGAUGUAUGUAAUUAAAUAUUGUCGAUAGAGGUCAUUUCAGAUAUCCACCGACAUUUUUCUCACUGCCGUACGAGCAUCUAGGAACCGCGUCACUACAUUAAUAUUAUCACUCAUUCCGA